AUGUCUUACGCUCACGAGGUCAUCGGCAGCGAGUUUGCCGUCUCGGCUGCCGCCCUAGAGGGGCUUCGCAUCUACAAGGAGAAGGCGGUCGAGGCCCUCCUCAACCACCUCACCACGCACCUCCUCAAGCACGGCGUCUCCACCGUCCGGCAGGACCACAUUAAGGGCAAGGUUGUCGCGCGUAUUCAAGACAUCGACUCCCUACUCAAUGACAAAUUCUCCUACUACAACUCACGCGUGGCGGAGCGUGGUAAUCUCUUGCGCAACCUCUACAAGACCAAGUUCGAGGGCCAUGCCUCCAGGAAGGGCAAGGAGUUUCUCGAGGACACGGCCCGCCUCGUCGGCCACACACAGACCGAGAUCGCCGACAAGUUCUACCUCAUCUUCUGUAACUUCACUAAGGCAAUCAGACUCGACGUCGAGGAGUAUCUCGAUGACUCGUCGCCCAAGGUCGAGGCCGCCUUCCAUGGGCAGGUCCGCAAGCGCACCGAGGAGGUGCAGCGUCUCUUUCCCGAGAGUGUCGAUGCCUGCGACGCAGAGCUUGUCAAGCUAGACGCCCAGAUUCAGGAGGGCGCAUGGGGGCUGGAGGGCUGGGAUGAGCUUGUCACCAUCGCCAACGACGGUGGAAUGGCGUACAAGAAUGAGUACCUCCUCCGUGGCGCCACCAAGCCCUAG
Molecule: messenger RNA, 675 nt
Organism: Vanrija pseudolonga
Lineage: Eukaryota; Fungi; Basidiomycota; Tremellomycetes; Trichosporonales; Trichosporonaceae
Exons: 3
Coding region: 1-675 (224 amino acids)
Source: RefSeq, a predicted model, not a curated record